Molecule: messenger RNA, 480 nt
Organism: Manduca sexta (tobacco hornworm)
Lineage: Eukaryota; Metazoa; Arthropoda; Insecta; Lepidoptera; Sphingidae
Exons: 3
Coding region: 70-390 (106 amino acids)
Source: RefSeq, a predicted model, not a curated record
UAACGUUGUUCAUUGACAUAGAGUAAGCAAUUUUAUAUUGACUAAAAUAACCGGAAUACAAUCAGCAAAAUGCGAAUACUGGUAGCAGUUGCUUGUAUCUUGUUGUGUGCGGCCAAUUUAGCAACAGCUGAACAGUUUGUCUAUAAAUUCGGUUAUGACGUCGGCGGUGUAAUACACACGGGAGAAGGAAAUAUACCUCUUCUGAAAUAUACAAAAGAAAUAAAUAUCCCUGUACCAGCAGAUGUAAGGGUUACUUAUGUUGAGGUCAUUAUAGAUGCUCUAUCGUCACCGCAAGUCCAGUACGAUUCUUUAAACCACAAAGUAGUAAUCACCUACUCUUGGACACAAAUUACGCUGUCUAAAUACAAGAUCAUCGUGAAGGGAUUUUAAUGUGUGCUAAAUGUUUCUACAUGUAAACUAAAUAAUAUUUUUAUUUUGUAAAAUUUAUGACUUAAUAAAAUUAUGCACCAACGCCAUUAA